Molecule: messenger RNA, 2577 nt
Organism: Amphibalanus amphitrite
Lineage: Eukaryota; Metazoa; Arthropoda; Thecostraca; Balanomorpha; Balanidae
Product: glycoprotein-N-acetylgalactosamine 3-beta-galactosyltransferase 1-A-like
Exons: 4
Coding region: 223-924 (233 amino acids)
Molecular function (GO): N-acetylgalactosaminide beta-1,3-galactosyltransferase activity
Source: RefSeq, a predicted model, not a curated record
CAGGUACGCUGUGAUGGAGAACAUGCGGUUCCUGCUGGAGCCUUACCCGCCACAGCACCCCAUCUACUUCGGCUGCAAGUUCAAGCCGUUCACCAAGCAGGGAUACAUGAGCGGCGGCGCAGGUUACGUGCUCAGCCGUGAGGCCCUCAGACGGUUUGUCGAGGUCGGACUGAAAGACCCGAAAAAUGCAGGAAGGAUCACGGCGGAGCAGAGGACGCCGAAAUGGGGAAGUGCAUGGAGAAGCUGAACGUCACGGCCGGAGACAGUCGGGACGCCCAGGGACGGUACCGGUUCUUCCCUUUCACUCCGGAGAGUCACCUGGUAGCGGAGAAGUUCCCCAAGAAUUUCUGGUACUGGAAGUACGUCUUCUACCCCCAGCCCAGGGGCAUGGACUGCUGCUCCGACUCGGCCAUCAGUUUCCACUACGUGCCGCCCAACAUGAUGUACACCAUCGAGUACCUCAUCUACCACCUGAAGCCGUACGGCGUGCGCACCCGUCUGAUCCCCGCUGCCCCGCCGGACUCGGCCGUCAUACCGCCGGGGGUCCACUUCCCCACACCGCCGACUACCGCGUCACCUAUUGGCAAGACGACCGUACCAGAGGUUCCACGACACACCACCAGGGCGGCGGUCAAAGCGGCGAGCCCGCACGCAGCUCCGAAGACGACGGCUGGGAAACGGUUGACGACUCCGGCGGCGCGCACCAAACGCUCCGUGAGCAUGCUGCCGUCCAGGAGGCCGACGGGAGGGUCUGCGAAGCCUCGACGGCCCACCGAGGCGGCGGCGGGUCGCAAGACGGCGACCCCCGGCGCCCCGGCUGAGAAAAAGGCGCCCACAGUCUGGACUGCAGGGCCGACGGCGGCCGCAUCCCAACCCCCAGCGGCAGGGAAGGAUUCCGGAAAACCAGCGGCGAAAGGGGCAUAGCCGGGAGAUAGCACUUCGCCGUACUGCACUUAGAACGUGUCCGCUGGAAACUGAAGCGGUUAUCCUCACCAGGAGGAGCUCGAGCAAUGGACGUUCAGCCGAAAACUAGUCGGUCCUUGCCAAAAACAGGCCAAAGGGCGGUCUGCGGGGACAUAUCCCGGUCGGUCAUAUGGACGACAAGGAGAUCGUUAGGUCCUAAACUAGUAUGUUGAGCCGUGCUGGUCACGAGGUGUGUCGGAAGGCCGACAUUCGACGCCAGUCAGGCCGUGGACGCCGCAUUGGCCGCGGGGCUGGAACGGCCAGUUGGUCUCGGGGCUGUGGUAGGGUGAUGCUAAUUCGGAGUUACCAUACAGUGAUAUUUGUGGGGAUGAGGGAUGGCGAUGUGUAAACGAACUUUGUGUGCGUGUGUGAUAACGUUAGAAUGGGUACGUCCCCAUUUUUGUUCGUCUCAAAACCAUUGAGAUGACUACAGGCAGCUGCCAUAUGCUUUUAAACAACAAUCCCAAUUAUUUUGGGAAUUCGAGUAGCACAAACGUGACAUUCCCAGUCAUUGACACGUUGUUCGCUCCGUGUUUUUAGUCUAUUUCCAUUCCUUGACAAACGGGUGAAAUUAGGGAGUGAAGACAGUGAAUGUGCUGAUCUCGAACGAUUCGUGAUAUCGUUGAUAGUCAUGCCAGCGGAGACAUGCGCACACCGAAUACGUGCCCUUAGUGAACAGAACAUUCCAGAACAUGUGAUAACCGACUGUCUGCUUCUACUACGCACACCGCUAACGAUGUCGGAAUGAGUCCAUCCCGCGGUCACCGGAGCAGCGCUGCUAAAUUAGUUCGUGUGAAAACUUCCCGGUCCGAGCGAGUCUGAACAGCCUACGCAGCGCAGUUGUCCGCGGAAAACUCUGCUGAUUUACAUGUUACCAACGACUUUCCGAGGCUUUGAAGCUCCUGACGGAAUUUCCGAUGAAACAGCCAAUGCUACCAUGCUCCAUGUGCUUCGUCGCUAGGAUUGGCACACAGCCUCGUGGGUUUUAUUUAUGCCAGUACCAGCGGCAGCCACACGAAGUACCGAGUGCUGCGUUUGUCCUAUGUGCGCCUGUGGUGAACGGGCGCCGGCAUGGCGGAAAGUGAGAAGAUGAGUAGGUACCGUGACGUGAUCGCGCCCAUUUUACAAAUGAAUUGUGCCAAAGGCGCGCGAUGGCCCACUCCGAUGCUGGGGAAACAGUGUGUGAUAUGCGUCGCGGUGGCACUUGUGUCACUAUCGAGUCGGGUUGUACUUGCAGAGCAUCAUCAGGCUGAUGUGUGGGGUUCGUCCGACCUGUCCACCGAAUGCCACUCUGGAACUAACACCGUGCUGUGUUGUGAGUCCCACCUCGCUGGGUGAAUUCAGGGGCUCGUGGCACGGUUACCCUAGAAGUGUCCGUCAGUCCUGUCGUGUGUGGUAGGCUGUCUGGGGCGCGCGGGGCUGCUUGGAAACGGUGUUGGGAAGCGCAAUGGGAAUCCACAAGGGGCGGGAGGAGCCGUGUGUUUUAUAAACAGAUAACGGGUGCAGUGCUGGGUGGGCGCCAUUGGCGACUGUGUGCGCGUUACGGUUAGCCGCGCGGGCGCUGCCAGGCGUGACGUGUCCACAUAUCAAUAAAUUGCUUGUCUGAAGUAUGCA